AUGAAAGUUCCACGCUUGUGUUCGUGGGAAUACAGUGGAGAAAGCGUGUCGCACCGGAUGAUAAAUGUGCGAAAGGACACAUUUGUAGAGACUCAGGUGUUCUCUCACCACUCCACUCAAUCACUGACAGACGAGCCAAGAUUCGUAGAGCCGAUACCCAAUGUCACGGUGGCGCUUGGUAGAGAUGCCUCCCUCCCAUGUGUCGUCGAGAAUCUUGGCACUUUUAAGGUUGCCUGGAUCCACAUAGACAGGCAGAUGAUCCUGACCAUACACAGGCACGUGAUAUCUAGGGUUCCUCGCUUCAGUGUCUCUCAUGACAACCAGAAAACGUGGUUACUGCAUGUAAGUGGGGUCCAACAGGAGGACCGGGGCUUCUACAUGUGUCAGGUCAACACGAAUCCUAUGAUCAGUCAAGUGGGUUUCCUUCAAGUAGUUGUUCCCCCAAACAUAAUGGAUGAACAUAGUACAGCGUCCUCGGUGGCGGUACGGGAGAACCAGAAUAUCAGCCUCACCUGCCGCGCUAAAGGAUUCCCUGCGCCUAAGAUCAUGUGGCGCCGAGAAGAUGGACAAAGCAUGAUCAUCGAUCGGAGGAAAAAAGUGAACGUGUUUGAUGGUGAUUUUCUUAACCUCACGAGAAUAUCGAGGACAGAAAUGGGAGCUUACUUGUGUAUUGCCACUAAUGGAGUACCACCAUCAGUAAGCAAGCGGAUCAUUGUUGACGUCGAGUUUUCGCCGAUGAUCUGGGUGCCAAACCAGCUGGUGGGCGCCCCAGUGGGCACGAGUGUCACUAUUGACUGCCACAUAGAAGCCUACCCACGGGCCAUCAGCUACUGGGUUUACGAGAACGUGAUGCUACUGCCCACCACAAAGUAUGGCACUGACACUUCCGAGAACAGCUACCGAUCCCAUAUGAAGCUCACGGUGAACAACCUGCAGCCACGCGACUUUGGAACUUAUCGCUGUAUCAGUAAAAACUCGUUAGGAGAGACUGAGGGUUCCAUCAGACUUUAUGAAAUACCACUGCCUUCAGUAGCCCCUAAGGAAACAGAACAAAAACCAGUCACCAAUAAAGACACGGAGAAGCCAGCAGGGGCGACAAAUGUUACCAAGCUUUCUCAGCUGGGCAGUGCGGCCCCCAAGACAUCCACCCCUGCUCAGUUCAAUAGGGAGGAAGUGCCUGCCCCAAGGGACCCCCCGCCACCACCACCCCACAACCACCUCGCCCCCUCAGAUUGUGGACACAUGACAAGAGCCGUCUACUGGAGACUACUCCUGCACCUUGCCGCUGUAUCUUUAAUCACAUCUUCGUGUUACUGAUGUCUUUAGAUUUCCGAUUAGAUACUAAGUCUUGUGAUCAAUUUGUACAUUGUUUAUUUGUACAUAAACUGUAAAUAAUGUAUAUAAUCAGUGAUUUUUUGCUAAUACCCAAUAUUUUAACAUUAUUCGUAUUGCCUUAUACAUUUGGUUUGUUUAAAAACACACAGUUGAGUACUCGUAAAAAUUCGAAAUUAUUUUUUUCAUGUAGUUAAUUGAUAAAAAAUCACAUUUUGUCCUAUAAUAUUUGGAUAUAUUCAUUGUAGUAGAUAAAGUUAUAAUAAUAGUUCAUUUACCAAUAUUUUCAUUAAAUACAUUAAACAACACAAGUACCUUUAAUCCUCGUGACUUUUGAAAAACAUUCUUUAUGUUUGGUAUAAAAGUACUGAUAUUUUAUACGUAAUUCUAUAAUAUUUUAUUAUUUGUAAUUAUUUUACUCAGUAACGUAGAUAUUUUUUGUGUUUUUGUACUAUAAUUUGAACACACAAAUUCUGAGUAUGUAAUAUUAUUUACGAAUAGGUGAAGAAAAUAUUUAUUUUGUAAAUGUGUUAUAAUUUAAAAAUCCUUCUUGUACCAUAUGAAACUUAGGUCUGAAAUAAAAUAAUUUCUAUAUUUUCACCGACACAAUAAUAAUAUUAAAUUAUUUUCAGAAAAAUAUUAACACAAUUUUUUUUAUAAAACUAAAAGUAUCUUGUGUAUGAAAUAAAAGUAUCUACUUUUAGUUAUGAAAUACACACAAAUAUUUUCUGAGUUAUAUUAUUUUGAAGCUAGUCCCACUAUUAUCAUAGAUGUAUUUAAAAUUUUUCCAUAGGAAAAUUAUGUAUUGUUGCUUUAUUUGAAAAAACCAUUACACAUCAUUAACAUUUUGGUCAAUUGGAUAAUUUUGUUUGACACUGAGCGUGUUUGAUGAUGUAUUUACAUAAAUAAUUGAAGUUGAUAUGAAAAAUAGAUACAAAAACACCUGUAUUUUACACGUUGUGAGAAAUAAAUGGUAUGAUGGUUGAAAAUUACAGAUGUAGUUUAAAAUUAAAAUAUCUUAAUUUGUACAAUACAAAUAAAACUUCCGAUCACCCAGAUAUAUUCUCUUUGUUUAAUAUUCUUCGUUUAAUUUGUCCACAAAUAUAUCAAAAGAAUACUGUUAUAAUAAUUUGCUAUUAGAUAAGCUAUUUUAUAAAUCGUAAAAGUUAAGGGGAAUAUAAUUACACCUUUUAUUCAUGAGAUGUUAUUUGUAUGGAUGGCCAUCUAGCAUUUAAGUACUAAGGCAUUUCUGAAUUAAUUUGGCCUACUGACUUGAAAUUUUUGAUUGACAGUAUCUUAAUGCUCUUUUGAAUCAAUUUAUUUUAUAGAUUUGUGGUAAGAAUGAAAUAAAAGUGUGAUAAAUAAAAAAAAUUUAACUCAUAUUCGAUAAGGUUAAAUUGUAAACAAACUUUAGAAAUGUAAGAUUUUACGCACCAUGUAAUGCAGGAGAUUCAGGAAUGAUCAAUAUGUAUCUCUAUCACUUGUUACAAUGUAUAGCCUACCUAAAGUUGAUAAAAAACUACUUGAGGUGCAUCUAGAUUAAAUGUUACCGAAUACUAUACUAUUGAAAAAAAUGCACCAAGACAGCAAUCAUCACUAUGUUGACUGUUUCCCACUCCCAGAAGUUUCCUAUUGUUUAUUAUUCUUCUCUUGAACUUCUUUUCGCGAAUUUCAACUUCUGUUUCUGUCGAUGUUCAAUGGCCCUUCAACUAUUACUCGCCCAAAUUUUACUCAAUAAACUUUAAGAGAAUGAUGUUAAAUAUUGUAAUACUUGGUAUUAUUCCCGAUAGGUAAUUUACAAUUAUAAUAAAAUAUGAAAACCUUAAAAAUACUAUAACACGAUUUUUUAUCAGCUAUUGUCUGCAUAUGCAAGAAACAUUACAAAUCCUUUUAGACCUUCAUCCAUCUAUAGCAACUACAUAAAAGAAAUAAAUGUGAGAUUAUUUGUAAAUAUGAACAAUUGAGCGUCCGAAGAAAGCUUAACGCUAUCAGUUUUGAAAAUGUACGACCUGAUUGGUAAAUCAUACUUAAAUUCAAGUAAACCUUUAGGUGUAUUUAAUUACAUCCAGAGUAUAUAUUGUUCUAUCUAACUUUGUAAUGAAAUAGAAAGAAAUGGAAAACAUAUAUACUCCUCUUAAUGUAAAUAUCUUCAAAUGUGUUGUAAUUUAUUCUCGGCAAACACACACACACACACACACACACACACACACACACACACACACACACACACACAUAUACAUAAUAUAUAUUAUUAAUUUAUAUAUAUAUAGAUGGAGGUGUUUUAUGUUUGAAGUUUGCUUCGUAUUGAUUUUUAUUCCUUUAGAUCAAUAAAUAUGCCUUUUGAAAAAUCUCGAACAACACGUCUUAGUAAGGUAGUUUGGGUUUUGGUUCAGUUGUAAUUUGCAUCUUAUUAAAAACGGCUAUUUUUCGAGUAUCACAAUAGUACAUUCCAUUAAGAAAUACCUAAAGUAAUGUUCCAAUGUAUUAGUCUAAAAAUGACUAGACAUUGAACCAUAUACCUGCUCUAUACAAUACUACAAUAUUUUGAUAAUUGCUCAGUAAUUUGUUACAAUGAUUUUAAACUACAUCUAUAUUAUAUUAUUGAAAGAGUAUUGAAAGUUCUGUAUAUUUGUAUAUUGAAAUGAACAUUAAUUUGUUAUAAUUUAAGCAAAUAUUACAUUUUAGUAGGCUAUAUGUAAAAAAUUUUAUACAUGAAUAAUAGGCUAAAAUACAAAGCAAUUAAAUUCCUGGUAUUACCUUAUUAUUUGGUUUAAUAGUUGUAGAAAUCUUUAUAUUGAAUAAUAUGUUCAUUUCCCUGUAUAUUUUAAUAAAAAUUACAAAAAUUCGUAAAAUAAAUUUAAAACUUGCGAUUAUAUGACGUAUAAAACAUGAUUUUACUGUUUUAAACACAAGGUAUUACAUAUCAUUGGCGUAAGUUGUUUGGCAAUGCAGGUGUAAUUUUCGUAAGUAUAAUCACCAUUCUUAAAAUGUUUAUAACUUUCAAUUGUUCCACAAUUUGUUGUAGAAGAUUUAAACCCACUCAUAACAUUUUAUUCUUUCUUUAACAAUGUUUAUGUCAAGAAGUGCACUGUUGAACGUCUACGUUGGAUUGAUGUUACAUAAUAGUUUUUCAUGUUAAAAUAUUAACUAAUCUAUAUUUCAUUGAAUAAGAAGCUCUCCUUAUAAUGGAGGAAACCUAAAAUAGUCCAAAUAUAUUUAAAUUUGUGUAAUUAUCCUAAAUUUAAAAUUUGUGGACAAUUUGUACUUAUGUUUAAUUAUAUUUUGUGGUAAGAUUUUGUUAUAAAGUCAAUUUAUAAGAAUACAACUAAUAAAUUAUUAAUGAGUUGAUAGAUCAUUUAACGUGUACUUGCUAAUGACAAUGUUGUUGCUUUUUAUUGUUAACUAGUUUUUAAAACACUGAUGUACAUAUAUCACUAAUGUUCUAUAUUACUGGAUAAUUUUAUUGUUGCUGAAAGUGAGAUUGAGUGACAAAACAUUAUUUGCGAAACGACAGCUUGCAUGUUAUAAUACACCUCACUGAACUAUAAUAUGAAUAAAGUAAAAUAUGUAAAUUGAAAUAACUCUGUUAACUGAUAUGUAUAAAUUACAAUAUGGCAUGUAAAAUACACCUGAUUGUAUUUGUGUUGGUAAAAUUGUCUGUUAAAGAGAAAGUAAUAAAUUUUCUGCAAUAUA
Molecule: messenger RNA, 5025 nt
Organism: Homalodisca vitripennis (glassy-winged sharpshooter)
Lineage: Eukaryota; Metazoa; Arthropoda; Insecta; Hemiptera; Cicadellidae
Product: lachesin-like
Exons: 9
Coding region: 1-1317 (438 amino acids)
Cellular component (GO): neuron projection
Source: RefSeq, a predicted model, not a curated record